CAACAUGAGAUAAACAUGAUUUUUUGCAUCCACAGACGUGACGUGGUGACGUCUUUCUUAUUCAAUACGUCGCGCUCGAGAAGGUGGAGCUGUCUCGAAUGGGGAAAAAAAACUGAACUCCGCCUCUACCAACGCCCUGAAGAACGAAACAAGAAAGUUAAAGAGUAUUCUCAGUCCGUCCUGGCUGUGCUCAGUUGCCUAGCGGACGCUGGCCGAUCGUGUGGGACCAAACGCACGGAAGUCAUGAAACUCGUAGUGGGCACAUCUUGUGUGCUGGUGAUCUUAACGACCGCCUUCGCUUACCCAACAACGUUUCUUAAGGGACAAAGAAGAAAACAGUUGAACAACACCUUCGUUGCUGAUGAUGAUUAUGGAUGGUACGCACCAAUGGCGAUGAUACUAACCCCUUUAUCACCAGAAAGCGGAGGCCUUGUCAAACAUCGACUGGGUUCUCGAUUCCCUGCUGAUGGGAACAUCCCACUGAGCUGGUCACCUGAUCCAUGGGCGCAUCGUCUCCAACAACCACCUGCAUAUCAUUACGGUCACACACGGUUUCCAGUGGUUCACUCACCAUACGACGAUUUUCACGAGAGCCAAUGGGCUCGAAUAAUGUGGUCCUUGAUGACGACAGGAGCCGUUUACCUACCGAAGAAAGCAGUUAGUGAAAUGAGUGGGGAUUCCUAUUCCAAACUCAGUUGGCCUGUGGCUUCAGGCGGUAUAGCUGAAUCCAGGACGCCACAAGAAAAAAACAAAAAACAGAGUUCGCUUCCGUGGUUAGUCAAUCUGGCAGGUCCACCAGGUUUGCCAGGUUCCGACGGGAUAGACGGAGUCGAAGGGCGAGAUGGUAAAGAUGGCAAAGAUGGAACACCUGGGCCUGCUGGCCCAGCAGGAACUAAAGGAGACACUGGCAUACCCGGAAAAGACGGACGUGACGGGCUGAUUGGGCCACCAGGAAUUGCGGGUCCCAUAGGGCCACCAGGCCAGCAAGGGAUUCAAGGAUUGCACGGGCCACUAGGACCUCCAGGCGUACCAGGAGAAAAAGGAGAAGAUGGCAAGGACGGACGCGAUGGAUCUGACGGGACUGACGGCAAAGAUGGUACUCAUGGUGCGCCCGGUCCGGCAGGGCCUACUGGAACUCCAGGACAGUUUGGAAAAGACGGACAAGAUGGCCAACCUGGAGUUGCAGGACCACCAGGUCCUGCUGGCCAAGACGGACAAGACGGAAAAGACGGAGAGGAUGGUAAAGAUGGCAAAGAUGGUCAACCGGGACCACCUGGUCCACCUGGUACUCCUGGAAAGGACGGUAAGGACGGUACGUCUGGAACAGCCGGACAAACUGGACAAUAUGGACAGGACGGACAAGAUGGUCAGGCAGGCGCUCCAGGUCCAGUCGGGCCAGGAGGUACACCUGGAACUGGUGGCACAGAUGGUCAAGCAGGAUCAGGAGGUGUUCCAGGCGUCCCUGGAACGGCUGGAACAAGUGGAAUUCCAGGUAUACCAGGAAUACCGGGAGUGGCAGGAGAUGCAGGUGAACCGGGUGCCGCUGGUCCUGCCGGUUCGGCAGGUACUGCAGGAGCAACUGGAACAUCAGGUACGGGAGGUGCGCCAGGAUCACCCGGUGCACCGGGCGCUCCCGGAUCCCCUGGUGCGUUCUUUGUUUUAACGUGGACGGUGGGAUCGAUGGCGUACCCGAUGGAACCGACAAAUCGGACGGAAGAAGAGACGGCCGUCGAUGGCGAACUCGGCUGGUACAAGCCCGUCGCCGUCAUCCUGAAGCCGGCCACCGAACGAGAUCUGCAGGAACGACUUCUCCAAGCAGAAGAAGAAGAAGAUCCGUACAUGUUUCAUCGGUACAAUCAAUUUCGUUCAGCUCCUCCGCCUUGGCUGUCCGUUCCAGAGCAUCCGCCGUACGAUCCGUGGGCUGAUUUACAUCAGGGCAGACACUUCGGCAGGGAAGACAGGCUCAGUGACGUGUACCAGAGAUUCAAAUUGCCCAGUCACGUUCAGGGUAACUUGUUAUCACUGGCCCGGAUGGGUUUAGUUGCCAUCCCGGCCAAAGAAAUCGGCCUUCAAAAUCGGGGAAGUGUUGAAGAAGAAGAACAACAACAAAGUGUGCAAUCUCGCACACCUGAUCAUUACACGGGUAACAAGCCUCUAGUAGCUUACCCUCAACACAAACCAGGGAAAAAGGACAAAGGAGCAGUGACUUUAUUGUACGAUCUUGUUGGUCCUCCCGGCCCACCGGGUCCUGUCGGUCCUGCAGGCAAAGAUGGUACAAACGGGAUUAAUGGAAUCAACGGAGUUGAUGGUAAAGAUGGUACGGAUGGAGCGCAGGGACCUAUUGGUCCUACAGGACCGCAAGGACUUACCGGCAGGCCGGGAACGCAGGGCGCUACCGGUACCCCAGGCAUUCAAGGUGCUUCAGGAGUACCAGGUACACAGGGCCUCCAAGGCAUUCAAGGACCUACGGGACCGCAAGGCAUCCAAGGACCAAGAGGGGAUGAUGGAAAAGAUGGCAGAGAUGGAACGAAUGGAAUCAACGGAAAAGAUGGAACCCCUGGAACUGCUGGAGCAACAGGGCCACCCGGCACCCCCGGACAAAACGGCCAGGACGGGAAAGACGGAGUAGCCGGGCCGCCAGGGCCGCCAGGCCAACCAGGUGUUGCCGGACAAAAUGGAAAGGACGGGGUUGACGGUAAAGACGGUCAGGACGGAACACCGGGAGCACCCGGAUCUCAAGGACUUCCGGGAAAGGAUGGACAAGACGGGACCCCAGGAACGUUCGGACAAGACGGACAAGAUGGACAAGACGGAACGGGCGGUACCGCUGGCGUGGCAGGGGUUGCUGGUCCCGCAGGUUCAGUGGGGACGGCAGGUUCUGCUGGACCUGCUGGUGUAGCCGGAGCACCGGGAGUCCCCGGAACACCAGGAGCAGCCGGAGCACCCGGAGCACCCGGAGCACCCGGAGGGAAAUAAUCAUGAAAUAAUUAACAUUUGCCAUUUUUGUUUGUAAUUCUAUUUAAAUUAAAAAAGGGUAUGAGGUUUUGGUGCAACGGAUUGUCUGUACUCCGAUAUGGCGAUGUUCAACUAUUGUUGGUGUUAACUCUUAUCGCUGUUUCCAUCACGCAAUACACAAUGAAAUUGUUAAUUCA
Molecule: messenger RNA, 3152 nt
Organism: Daphnia magna
Lineage: Eukaryota; Metazoa; Arthropoda; Branchiopoda; Diplostraca; Daphniidae
Product: collagen alpha-2(V) chain
Source: RefSeq, a predicted model, not a curated record